Didymodactylos carnosus is the source of this 564-nucleotide messenger RNA. The record is from the annotation of a GenBank genome assembly. NCBI's taxonomy places the organism in Eukaryota, Metazoa, Rotifera, Eurotatoria, Philodinida, Philodinidae.
AUGGUAUCAUCAAACAUUUUUCUGAAAUAUUUUUUCGUUUUAUUUUCUUUAAUUCUGUCUUGUUCAUGUACAACAAACAAAAAAUCAAAUUACAAUGAUCGUUAUCUAGAACAACAUUCACCAACAUCCUCAUCGGAUAUUUUUAUUAAACCAAAGCCUCAACUAAUGCGUCGUUUGAAUCCAUUGAAAUUAAUGUUUGUUGUUGCUUACUCAAAAUUAAAUAAACAAUAUGAAGUUGAAUGGAAUUUAGAUGUUUUGAAAACAAUAAUCUCGGAAAGCGAACAAGUUACUGAAGAUGAUAAAAAAUACUUCAUGGAUAAUUUUUCGACAGCGAACACAGAUUAUCAAGAAUGGUCAUCUGAUAAACAUGAUCAACUAGAACGUUUUACAGAAAAAUAUUUUAAUCCUUAUAAAUCUGCUGAUUUCUUUUUACCAUUUCAAGAUUGUAAAACAUUUACGUAUGCAUUAACAGAUGAAAUGUUAACUGAAUUUGGACAAAUGGAUGAAAUUAAAAGAAGUCGUGUUAGACAAAAAGCUGCCAAAACAUUGUGUGACCUCGAUUAG